AGAAAAAGCUCUCUCUCUCUCUCUCUCUCCCUCCCUCUCGGGAUCUUUGAUUGAUUUUGAUUGAUUCAUGGGGACGCCCCGAAAAUCAAGUGGGCCGGUACAGAGCUGCGCUGCCUGCAAUGCAAUUCUCCAAAAUGCGGCGGUCAGUUGUCCGCAACCAUCUCUCGUCUCCUCCCCACUUCACCGUCUUACGCAUAGUAUAUAUAUGAGUGUGGCGGUUUUGGGAUUUAGCGGCUCUGCUCUGUUCACCACUCUUGUUCUCCUGGGGUUCUGAAUUGUCUCUAGUGCAUUGACUUCAGUCUUGCUGGGUCCUCGGACAGAAUUCUUCUUCGGGGUUGCUUUAACCCGUCAGAGGGUUAAGAGAAUCUUGUUGGGUCGUUCGAAUUCUGGGGUUUAGGUAUGUCGAGUGGAGGAGGGUUUUGCCCUAAAAGAGCCAAUGGAUGAGGAGAACCAACCCACUUUGGAGGUGUGAUGAAAUAAGAAUCCAUUUCUUGGGUGGGGCUUUUUACUCUUUUCAAUCGAUUCGAUUGAUGAUCGGAGACGAAUAUAUAAUCAAAAGGGCCUCUUGGGCGAAUUGGGCAGCUUUCAUUCUCUUUGGAGGUUCGUCCUUUGAGCUGGAAAGGCUGCUUGUCUUGGCUUUGUGAAGGUGAUGUCUUCUUUUUGCUCUUUCCCCGCAAAAGCUCCUUACUGAUUCCUGGGCGGUCCAGUAGAUACCAGGGGGUCGGUGUUCUCCAGUUCUUUCCAUUGGAUUAGGAUUCUCUGUUCCUUUUCCAUCCAUGGUUGCUAAAGAUCGGAAGAAGACAGCGGAGGAAGGGAGUUUGGGGAACUAGGGAGUUGGAGGAAGAAGUGGGGGAGGAGAGAAUGUCCUCGAAAUCGACCAACAGAACGAGUUGUUCUCGGAGCAGCUCUGCUCGAUCAAAGCACAGUGCUCGGGUGGUUGCUCAGACCCCCAUCGAUGCCAAGCUCCAUGUCGACUACGGGGAGUCCGAGAGGCAGUUCGAUUGCUCCACUUCGGUCGACUUCAACAUCUCGACGUCCACCAGCAAUGUCUCUUCUUCAACGGUCUCUGCCUACCUCCAGAAGAUGCAGAGAGGGCGGCUAAUUCAGCCUUUCGGGUGCCUUCUCGCUGUCGAUGAGCAGGAUUUUACGGUCUUUGCUUACAGUGAAAAUGCCCCCGAAAUGUUGGACUUGGCCCCGCACGCCGUCCCUAACAUUGAGCAGCAGGAGGCCCUGACCUUCGGGACAGACGUGCGGACCCUCUUUCAUUCCUCGGGGGCUGCUGCCCUUCUGAAAGCCGCCAACUUUGGGGAGGUCAACCUGCUCAAUCCGAUACUAGUUCAUUGCAAGACUUCGGGGAAGCCCUUCUAUGCGAUCCUUCACCGGAUUGAUGUGGGCCUGGUCAUAGACUUAGAGCCUGUGAACCCAGCAGACGUGCCAGUGACUGCUGCCGGGGCCCUCAAAUCUUAUAAGCUUGCUGCAAAGGCCAUCUCAAGAUUGCAAUCUUUACCGAGCGGAAGCAUAUCGGUAUUGUGCGAUUGUUUAGUCGAGGAGGUGAGUAAAUUGACGGGGUACGAUCGUGUCAUGGUAUACAAGUUCCAUGAGGAUGAACAUGGGGAAGUUGUGGCUGAGGCCCGUAGGCCUGACCUUGAACCCUAUCUUGGGUUGCAUUAUCCUGCGACUGAUAUCCCACAGGCUUCGAGAUUCUUGUUCAUGAAGAAUAAGGUUAGGAUGAUCUGCGAUGCCUUGGCUCUGCCUGUUAAGGUGAUCCAGGACAAGAGGUUGGCUCAACCAAUAAGCUUGUGUGGGUCCACCUUGAGGUCUCCUCAUGGGUGCCAUGCCCAGUACAUGACGAACAUGGGCUCGAUCGCAUCCCUUGUGAUGUCUGUCACAAUUAAUGAUGGUGAUGCUGAUGAGGAAUCGGGUGGGGUCCAGCCGAAGGGAAGGAAGCUGUGGGGCCUGGUGGUUUGCCAUCACACUAGCCCAAGAUUUAUUCCCUUCCCAUUGAGGUACGCAUGUGAGUUCUUGAUCCAAGUUUUUGGGGUUCAUCUCAAUAAAGAGGUCGAACUGGCUGCUCAAUUGAGGGAAAAGCACAUCCUAAGAACCCAAACAGUCCUCUGUGAUAUGCUCCUACGGGACGCACCAGUAGGGAUUGUGACCCAGUCCCCAAACGUGAUGGACCUUGUGAAGUGUGACGGGGCUGCCCUUUUGUACCGUAACAAGCUAUGGCUUCUUGGAGUCACUCCCACGGAGUCUCUAAUUAGGGAUAUAGCUGAGUGGCUCCUAGAGUACCAUAGUGGGAGCACAGGGUUGAGUACCGACAGCCUCAUGGAGGCUGGGUAUCCUGGGGCCUCGAUACUUGGGGAAGCAGUGUGCGGAAUGGCUGCUAUUAGGAUCAGGUCGAGGGAUUUUCUGUUUUGGUUCCGGUCCCAUACGGCUAAGGAGAUCAAAUGGGGUGGGGCAAAGCACGAUUCUGGAGAUCAGGAUGAUGGAAAGAGGAUGCACCCGAGGUCAUCCUUCAAGGCAUUCCUCGAGGUUGUUAAGAGGCGGAGCAUACCCUGGGAGGAUGUGGAGAUGGAUGCUAUUCACUCGCUGCAGUUGAUAAUGAGGGGUUCGCUGCCUGAGGAGGCGGCUGCCGAUGAUUCCAAGGUUAUUGUGAAAAUCACGCCAGCAGCAGAGAAUGGCAUGAUGAUCGGAGAUCGGAGGAUGGAUGAGCUGAGGAUUGUCACAAAUGAGAUGGUUCGGCUCAUCGAGACUGCAGCAGUCCCAAUCUUGGCAGUUGAUUCCUCGGGUAACGUUAAUGGGUGGAACAUAAAGGCUGCAGAAGUCACGGGGUUGUCUGUUGAAAAUGCCAUGGGAGUGCCCUUGGUCGAUCUUGUCACAGACGAUUCCGUGGAAUUGGUGAAAAACAUGCUCUUUUUAGCGCUGCAAGGCAAAGAAGAGCGGAACGUUGAGAUGAAGCUCAAAACAUUUGGGCCUCUCGAAGCGGAUGGUCCUGUGAUCUUGGUAGUAAAUGCAUGCUGCAGUCGAGACACUACGGAAAACAUUGCGGGAGUAUGUUUCGUCGGUCAGGAUGUGACAGGGCAGAGGACAAUCACGGACAAGUUCACCCGAAUACAGGGCGAUUAUGUUGGUAUCAUCCAGAACCCCUCGGCCCUCAUCCCUCCAAUUUUCAUGACCGAUGAUCAGGGACGUUGCUCGGAGUGGAACGAUGCGAUGGAAAAGAUGUCAGGCCUAAACAGGGAGAAUGCCCUCGACCGAAUCCUCCUUGGCGAGGUCUUCACUGUGAAUAAUAACUUUGGUGUUCAACUGAGAGACUAUGACACAAUGACAAGGCUCAGAAUCUCUCUGAAUGAGGCAAUUUCAGGACAGGAGACCGGUAAAGUCGUAUUCGGGUUUUCUCGAGCAGAUGGGAAUUAUGUUGAAGCAUUGUUAUCGGCUAAUAAGAGGACGGACUCAGAAGGGAAGGUUACCGGUGUUUUGUGCUUUCUCCAUGUGGCAAGCCCAGAACUUCAGUAUGCCUUGAAGGUCCAGAGGAUGUCAGAGCAGGCUGCUGCAGAUAGCUUAAAGAAGCUCGCCUACAUCCGUCGGGAAAUAAAGAAGCCAUUGGAUGGGAUCAUGUGUGUCCAGUCUCUGAUGGGUGGCUCAGACUUGAAUGGGGAGCAGAGUCGGCUCUUGAGGACGAGUGAGUUGUGUCGUGAACAGUUGGAGAAGAUUGUUAGCGACACUGAUAUUGAGAGCAUUGAAGAAAGUUACUUGGAACUGAAUAUGUGCGAGUUCAGCCUCAGCGAGACCUUAAAAGCUGUCAUGAAUCAAGCUAUGAUUCCAAGUCGGGAGCGUGAGGUAGAGGUUGUCCUUGAUUCGCCGGCUGAGCUAUCGAGAAUGCACUUAUCUGGUGAUAGACUUCGACUUCAGCAAGUCCUGGCAGAUUUUCUUGCAAUUGCGCUGCUAUUCACACCUGCCAGGGAAGGAUCCUCUGUAACGCUGAGAAUAAUCCCAAGAAAGGAGCGUAUAGGAACAAAGAUGCACAUAGUUCAUCUCGAGUUUCGGAUAACACACCCUGCCCCUGGAAUUCCAGCAGACCUAAUUCGUGAGAUGUUCCACUACAACCAAGGCAUUUCGAGGGAAGGCCUCGGGCUUUACAUCAGCCAGAAGCUCGUCAAGAUUAUGAAUGGCACGGUCCAGUAUCUUCGAGAGGCUGAGCGCUCAUCCUUCAUCAUCCUCAUCGAAUUUCCUGUGGUAAAUCACUCCGAUACCUGAAAAGCCUCGUGUACUCGGAGUUCCAGUGGCACAGAUGAAGGGACAUCUGCAGAAAUGGAGAUUCGAUCUUAGACCAGAUGCACAAUGAUUGGUCUAUACGGUAACAAUGUAGCAAUCGACCCGUGCGAGUAUUGUGGGAUCUGUAAACGACAGAAGAUGGCCAUUGCAGAGUUCAAAUGCAAGAAUUUUCUUGGCAUUGCUCCUCUCCGGAAACCUUGGUCCGGGUGGGUUUUUAGCUUCUGGGUUUUAGAUCGAUGUGAAGCCACUGGUACAGCGAUGUGAUGUCCCAGCUAUUCCUGUCCGCAUUCAACUUACAUUCUCAGAACGUUAGUAAAGCAAUCGUGGUUUCGAGGUUGAGUUGGAAGAAUUUCGAGAAAUGAAUAAGCUAGGAAGUGAAAAUGUAUAUUGUAGCUGUACAUUCAGUUUUGUCUAAUACACGCCAACAAAAUGAUCCUAACUCGGUUGUGAUGUUCCCUUUUUUUUUUAUUUUUUUUUACUUAUAUAUUUUGUAUAUAUAUAUAUUUUUGAUAUUCCUCA
This is a messenger RNA of Punica granatum (pomegranate), 4794 nucleotides long. The record is from RefSeq and is a predicted model, not a curated record. NCBI's taxonomy places the organism in Eukaryota, Viridiplantae, Streptophyta, Magnoliopsida, Myrtales, Lythraceae.